Molecule: messenger RNA, 889 nt
Organism: Linum trigynum
Lineage: Eukaryota; Viridiplantae; Streptophyta; Magnoliopsida; Malpighiales; Linaceae
Source: the annotation of a GenBank genome assembly
AUUUUUUCCAGUAGAAAUAUAAUAAUCGAAGAAAAACUAAAAAACCUUAUAUUAUCCUUUGCCUUCCCUUUCUUCAUCUGCAAAGAACGGCAAAAGGAGGAAACAAGAACCGAGGAAAUUGGUUGCACAGAUGAACAGCUUCACCGGCAGCGACAGCGAUGAAGAAAAGGGAUUGCUGUGGAAGCUUCCGGAAGUGAGGGUGAAGGACAUCGGGAAGGUCGGCCCAGCCUUCGGGUUCGGCGCCGGUUGUGGAGUCGGGUUCGGCGUCGGCCUGAUUGGAGGGUUUGGAAUCGGUCCUGGAAUUCCCGGCCUUCAGGCCGGUAUUGGAUUGGGUGCGGGUUGUGGGAUAGGUUAUGGCUUUGGUUAUGGUGUGGGGAAGGGCGUAGCUCAUGAUCACAACCGCAGAUACUCCAACGUUGGCAACCAUUUCCGUGGUCGAUCCACUCUUUCCACUACGCAGGAUGAGCUUGGUGCCCUGUUAAGCGAUUUUGCUGUCACCGCGGAGAGGAUAGUUAAGGCAACUUCAAGAGAAAUCGAAAAGUGGACGAGAUAGUUAACAAUGUUAACAGUAAAAGUUUGUACAUGCAUUUCUGAUAUUGCAACUUAUUAAACAUCACACUGCUUGCUUGGAGUUGGCGCUUUGGGUGGUACUGUAAUAUUGUGAGGUUUCAUGUCGGUCAUUUGGUGCCUGCCAAUUAGAAACAUUGCAGCGCUCGAACACCUAUUUAUCCGCUGCCCGGUAGCAAUUUUCCUUUGCCAUCCAGCAUCCACGUGGUGCAAUUGCAUUUGCAAUUACAUUUGUGGUUUUUUUUUUUACACAACACCAUUUGCAAUUAACUUGCAAUUACAUAUGGAGUAAUUUUUUUUUUAAUAAAUACCUUUUUAUCCA